This is a messenger RNA of Labrus mixtus (cuckoo wrasse), 642 nucleotides long. Its product is annotated as lymphocyte antigen 6G-like. The record is from RefSeq and is a predicted model, not a curated record. The coding region runs from base 142 to 447 and encodes 101 amino acids. The transcript has 3 exons. NCBI's taxonomy places the organism in Eukaryota, Metazoa, Chordata, Actinopteri, Labriformes, Labridae.
GUUAUUCAGGUCACUUUGGACGAGGCUUUGUAAGGAAAUGCAAAUGUUCUGAAAGAAAACUGAGGAGAAGUUGGCAGAAAGAGGAACACAUCUUCUCUCACUGGUCCGAUCAACAACAGUCUACUUUGCUCUCUGUUCACCAUGAAGCUGUAUGGAGCUUUGAUCCUGUUUGUGACUCUAUCUACAGCAUGUGGAUUGAGAUGCUACACAUGCACUGCCGCGGACCCAAGAUCAUGCACAGACACCAAAUCUUGUGCAGUCAUCUUUGAUCGAUGUUUCUCUCUCCCAAUCGGCACUGAUGUGAUCAACAAGGGCUGCCAAAACAAUCUGCUAUGUGUAGGUGCCAUGUCAUGCUGUGAAGGAGACCUGUGUAACAGUGCAGUGCCAACUGGUUCCAGUGUCCUCCUGCUGCUGGUAUCUUCAGCCCUCAUCACUCUCUUUCUCUAAGGCUCUGGGAUCCUCUUAUUUUAAUGCUGCACUUCUUGUGUCUGAACCAAUUUGUACCACUGCAGAUGAAUAAAAACAAUUAAGUUUCACUGGAAACUAUAUCUCAAAGUCAAUUAUAUAAUCUUACGCACAUGUUAAUUCUUUGCUUUCACUCAUGGAUUGAAUAAAAAGAGUCGACUAUACAAUGAAAAUCAA